Plasmodium knowlesi strain H is the source of this 3069-nucleotide messenger RNA. Its product is annotated as conserved Plasmodium protein, unknown function. NCBI's taxonomy places the organism in Eukaryota, Apicomplexa, Aconoidasida, Haemosporida, Plasmodiidae. The record is from RefSeq and is a predicted model, not a curated record. Bases 1 to 3069 code for a protein of 1022 amino acids. The transcript has a single exon.
AUGAAACAAUUUUUUUUAAACUGCAUCAACAAUAUACUUAAAAGAAAAAGAGAAAAUCAAGUGAAACGACUUUUGAAUUUCAUUUUGGAAAAGCAUCGCGGUGGCCACUUGCACGACGACGAUGUUGUGUACCCUCUAUCAGCGCUCUGCUCCUUUCUGAGUGAGUUGAACGAACAGGUGGGACUUCGCGGGGAGGAGAGAUUGCGUCAGGUUAAGAAUUGGGACGGGAAGGGAGGUGAGCAACCCCAAGGUGGAAAAGAAUUCCCUCCACGAACACCUACCACAAACCAUUUACCAAAUAACUACAUACCAUGUUCUACCACCCCGCCAGCCGGAGGUAAAACUGCGCUAAACCACUUCCUUCAAACUACCCAUCUGCACGUGCGAUCCUUCGUGGAGUUCCUCUUGAAGCAGUUCCAUGCAAAGGGUGAUGCAUCAGAGGAGGCUAUCCGAAGUUGUACCUACGUACUGAAUGCACUGUGCCUGUUAAACUACGAUGGACAAAGGGACCAUUGCAGGGAGUUCCUUUCCAGAGUGGUGAAUUCUUUUGUCCAACUAAAUAGGAGGUACCUAAGCCAUGUUGAAAGAAGCGACCAGAGGCGUCAAGCCCCACAAGGGGUACCCACCCAAUUGGGAGUAAGCAUCAAGCAGAAGGAUUCUUCCAAGAAACAGAUACACAGUCAAAUGUUGGUGGAAGUGCUUACGGUAAUUAACAAGCAUGGUAGAAAAUUAAGAAUUUGCAAUGAGGAGAUAGAUCUGAUAAGCAUCUUCUACCUGGAGGUGGUUAAUUACCUGUUCGCUUCAAGCAUCCUUCGCUUAAGCACCCAUGCGAAGCGUUAUCAUACAGAUAAACAUGGUCCUAUCGAAGGAGAGUUCCACCCACGGGUCGUGGUAACUAGCCAUAUUAACCCAAACCACAUGAAUCUGGAUCGAAUCAAGGAAUUCUACUCUUCGCUCCAUUUGGACGUACAUCACUUUGUUAGUAUCGCCCUGUUUGUGAAGAAAUACGCAGAGGUAUUAAACCGGUUUGACAUCCAAGAAGGGAGGUUCCCGAUGGGAAAUGCUCAGAAAGAUGAUAACAAUGGUUACCCCAUCAGCCUGGACCAUCUCCACCGCAUGUUAAACAGGGCCAUCGUGCACAUCUACCUGAACCUCUUUUGGAGACUCGUGUGGGAGGAGUCUUCACAGAAAGGUUUCUCCAACGGAAAACAACACAUAUAUAAUGAAGGCACACAUGUCGGAAGAGCUCCUUCUGAUAAUUUGCAAAAACGAACAACAUUCUAUGCAUACCUAAAAGCAAAACGAUCCUUCCAAGGGUACCUUCCCAAUGCUACCUCCUCCUUUCUGUUCAUGUGGAGAUGCUUUCCUAAUGAAUUUAUCCCCUUGUACAAUUCGCAAAAAAUAAAAAUUCAUUUUGUUGUAAGUAAUAAUAUUCUGGACUUAGUUAGAUGUUUGAAGAUCCUAUCCUUGAGAGUACUAGCUAGCGAUUCUACAACCUGCGACCACUUUAAUAGGAGGAUUUACGAACACAUUGCAUCCUUUAAGCUCCUUCUAAAUGGCAUAAAUGCCCGAAGUUUGCCCAGAACAGAUUCCCUCCUAUGUGCACUUUCUGUGUACUCCCAUUUUUGGGAAUUCAUUGUAAAGUUCUACGCCUCGGUCGUUUACACCAACAGUUUGGUCUACCUGCUUGGAUCUUUCUGCGCAGACAGGGGAAGGGGUAUGAAGGGCAAAAAGCCCGACCUCCUUAUUCGGAUGAUAAAUAAGGAGAUAUUGCGGAGAUGUAAUAGAGAAGGUGCGAAUUAUAUAGAUGCUCCUUCUGGUAGACAAUCAUUUAACGGGAUGUACAGCUCAGAAAGUGAAUACCUACAUGCUUCUCUACUUAGACCGACCAAUCCUCAGUGUUCCCAUCUACUGGAAAACAGUAGACACCUUUUCAACCUGUGUAGUCUGUACGCCCAGAUUAAUUUCCACGACGAGGCCUUCAUUCAAGUGCUCACCAAAACGAUUAUUCAUAAUUUGACAGAACUGGAUAGGAAAGAUAUCGUGGCUGUCGUGUACUUCCUUGGGAAAGCACCCCCAACUCAGGGGGAGAUGCUACAUCACUUGGUGAAAGAGAUCCAACGAAACAUCGCCACCUAUGGCCUGUGCGACUUGCACUUAACAUUGAAGACUCUCCUAAAAUAUACACAUCAAGGAGAGGGGAAAAAUAUUUACUCCACUCAUAUGGUAACUGUACUACACCAUGUCCUUAUACGCAUCCUCAUUGUGUGUUCUCACAUGGAGGCAAAGGAUAAAGGUUCACAGUUUCCAUGGGAGGGAAAGACCAAAGAGGAGGUGGUCUUCGAGAAGGUUGAUUUUACAAGAACUCUUCAUGCGUUUAACGAUCUGCUUCUCUCCUCAGGGAGUAUGAACAAAAGGUUAGUCAUCCAACGGGGCAAUACUCCACACGUACCGGAGGGGGAUAUUACUACUCUUUCCAUCAGCCAAAAAGAAAUGCAAGCGGUCUAUUCAGAACUGAGAAAGCGAUCAGAUUGGUUCACACAAAGUAACGGAAUGCUCACCCAAGGUGAGAAGAACCUAUUUCUGCGGGAUACCCUCAACAUAUUAAAUGUCGCAGUUAAGCUAAUGAAGAGCAAGCACUUCCCCCCGUUAUAUAAUGGCUACCUCCCCCUGUGCGACGCCUUAUACCUUCUCAUUAAGCGCAUGAGGACUCCCCCCAAUUUCUUCAAUGUAUCAGAGUGGGUCAGUUUAAUCCUCUGCCAUUGCAAGGUUGGCUACCUACCCGAUUACCUUAACGAAUAUUUGGCACUGCUCCAUGGGAAGAUCCAUGGGAAGAUCCACGGGAAGAUCAACGGGGAGAUCAACGGGGAAAUCAACGGGGAAAUCAACGGGGAGAUUCCUGCACAACUGCAUGGGGUUCACAUCAAGGAGCUGCGCCUCAUUCGGAUGUUAUCGGAUCGGUUAAAAUUGCUUCACUUGAAAAACAACAAGCUCUUUGCACCAUUCUGUAUGCCUGGAGAGGGAGAAGUCUCCGGCACCCUGCGGGGUGGGCACUGCUCUCCGGGGUGA